Nannochloropsis gaditana CCMP526 is the source of this 1242-nucleotide messenger RNA. RefSeq lists its product as uncharacterized. The transcript is spliced from 3 exons. The record is from RefSeq and is a predicted model, not a curated record. The annotation marks the transcript as partial.
GAAGACGGAGAAAGGAGGUUCACGGGGGCCCCACCUCCGGGUACGUGGAAUGCCUUCGUGGAGGACCACGCAGAGCGGCAGCACGCUCAGGCAGCCGGGGUGGCGCCGAUGCCGGCGGGGCGCGAGCAUGUCGGACAAGCGGAGCAAGUAGCCCCGCCGCGUCCCGCUGGAGGGCCACAGGCUCUUCACGCGGGCCCCUGGUAUCAGGAGCCAAGGCCGCAGCUUCUCGAGCUGGGCAGGGCAGUCUUGGCCCUUUGCGACUGGCAGUUGGCGGCGAAAAUGGUCAUGCUCGUCUUUUUGCUCAAUCCGGGAAAGCCCCAACGCCUGGCCACCCUCUGCGUGGUGGCGGCCCUGGCUUAUCUGUAUCAGACGGGUAUCCUGGCCUUGCUCUUGGGUCCUGCCUUUCGGCGGCCAGCAGGGCGAGGAGGGAGGGAGGGAGGGAGGGAGGGAGAGGAAGGGGCUCCUGCGGACGGUCCAGAGCAGGAGGCAGGGGCAGGAGGGAGGGAGGGGCAAAGGGAGGGUGGCACCGGGAAAGAUUUCUGGGCGAUCACCAAGGAGAUGUGCUACACGGGCGCUUUGCCGGGGGGGGAACAUCGGUGGUGGUUGGAGGCUUUUGUCUUGUCUGCGUCCUUCUUCCUCUCGCUUUUCCCCACCUGGAUCCCCCACAGGAUGGAGGAAGGAGUGGAGGGAGGGAGGGAGGGCGAGCUGGGAGCACUGGCGGGUGAAGCAGCGGUACAAGGCUAGCGUGGCUUCAAAAUACGCUGUUUGAGGCCGCCCUUGUCUAGUAAGAAUUGCAGAAAGGGAGCGUAGGAAGAGGGAACGAGAGACAAACUCCUGUAAACGACGCCUGCAUAUCACGUGCGAGGUCGUGGAUAUUCCCUUCAUUGAGGUCAGCAGGCAGCAGAUGUUCGUCCUGUAAUCGAGUCACGAUAUGGUACACCAGCGGUGUCAUGAUAAGAUGUCACGUCGGAACUAGAGAAGCAAAAGAGUAUCAGAUGCAGGGACAGCGCUGGGAUGUUACAAACAUUCACAGGAGCUUCAAGGACGAAUUUAGGUACAUAUCAGAGGCGUCCAUUAAAUUCAGGAAAUGAUGCAAAAGACAAAAAAGGAGCAAAGACUCGACUGUAGGGUCGAGGAAGUUAGGGCAAGGAGACACAAGCGAAGGCAAUGUCCUUGUACAUCUUGGAAUGGACUUUUGGUUAUAAUUGAUUGCGAAAUUGAAAACCAAAAGUGCUUGUUUAA